AUGGAAAAGGAAACUGUGAAAGAUAUCAUUGAAGAAGUUGAUGAUGAAUUACAUAAAAUUGUGUUCAAAGUGAUUGAAGGAGAUAUCUUGGACGUGUAUAAUUCCUUUAGCUUCAUCCUUACGACCAGAGAUGUGGGCGAUAAGAAGUUUGUUAUCUGGACUAUAGAGUUCGAGAAGGCGAAUGCAAGUAUACCGGAUCCAAUAUCGUAUCUGGACUUGGUUUGUGGAUUAGCUCGAAAUAUUGAUGCUCAUUUUCUCAACCUUCAUCCAUCAAGAAUCUUAGAAACAAUCAGGUGUAUUCAUCUACCUUCUUCUCUCAAAUCUCACCUGGGAAUACCAAACCAAAUCCUCUCAUCUCUCUCCCUCUCUCAACUUCGACGAAGUCAUACCACCAUCACCUACCAAAUACCUAACAACAUUGUCGUCACUGCCUUGUCGAGUGCUGCGAUUUGGGGGCGAAGGUGA
This is a messenger RNA of Lactuca virosa, 465 nucleotides long. The record is from the annotation of a GenBank genome assembly. Lineage: Eukaryota; Viridiplantae; Streptophyta; Magnoliopsida; Asterales; Asteraceae.